GUACGCUAUGGAGAAGCAGACAAGUGCUGAUGCAAGCUUGGCCGGGGCGAGGAGCACUCGUUCAGUUUGGCAAGCCCAAACCAUGGCUCCGCUGAGUAGCGCAUUGGGCAUCAGUGCCAGCGUAAGCGUAGAUGUGCCAAAAAAGACAACUGAAGUUCGCUGCAUGCAGGGGCCUGCUGCUGGUGAGGAGCAGGGAGACGAGAAGUGGGGAGAGAGGGAAUCGUCGUUGGCAUCUGAGGGGAGGGGGGCAGAUGGGGGUGAGGGGGGGUAUGGGGGAGGGGAAGGAGGUGGAGGUGGUUGUGGUGGAGGAGGAGGGGGAGAAGGAGGAGGAGGGGGAGGCGGAGGAGGUGGAGGGGGCGGCGGGGAUGGUGCAUUAGGAACAUGGGCCGCCCGCAAUGGCGGAUCGUAGAUGCGUUUUGAGGGGGGAAACACAGGAGUAGUGUGUUCGUCUGCCCUCUCCUUCCGAUAAAGAGUUCAAAACUCU
This is a messenger RNA of Chara braunii, 484 nucleotides long. The record is from the annotation of a GenBank genome assembly. NCBI's taxonomy places the organism in Eukaryota, Viridiplantae, Streptophyta, Charophyceae, Charales, Characeae.